Molecule: messenger RNA, 678 nt
Organism: Morchella sextelata
Lineage: Eukaryota; Fungi; Ascomycota; Pezizomycetes; Pezizales; Morchellaceae
Exons: 3
Coding region: 1-678 (225 amino acids)
Biological process (GO): vesicle-mediated transport
Cellular component (GO): membrane
Source: RefSeq, a predicted model, not a curated record
AUGUCCUUCGACUACAUCUGUCGUCCGAUCGAAGUACCUCCUCUCUCCCAUGGCCCAAACUUUGAUAAAGAUGCUAUGUCUCUUUCAAGAAAACUGACGUGGAUUAAUGGCGAAAUGUCGCGGAUCUUAUCGCUGCAGGAACAGGUUGGCGGGCGCAGAGAUAGCGCGGAGUUGAGAGAGAGAAUACAGCAUAAGCUGAGAGAAACGGAGAAGAAGUUUGAGUGGACGGAGGCGGAUGUGAAGCUGAUACGACGAUGGGAGGGAAGUGAGCUUUCUCCUUCACAACAAUACACCGCUGAAAAACUCUCGGACACAUUCUCAAAGCUCUUUACCCGUUUUCAGUCCUUCCAGCGAGUCUUGGCCGAAAAUAACACGCAACCUCUUCCAGGUACUCCCUCAGUCUGUGGUUCUAGCGAGACGCCAGUCAUAGGACCUCAGCUGCCUCCAUGUGAAUCGAGGAUAGCCGAUCAAAGAGAGGUUGAACUCCAGAAAGCAAUAAUUUUGCAAAGAGAGCAGGAGGUACUGGCGCUGCGAGAUGGGGUAAAAGAUAUCAAUAAUAUACUCAAGGCUUUGGCAGUUGCUGUUGGCGUGCGGGGCGAUGAAAUAGUGACGAUUGAGGGAAACGUUGAUGGGGCAGUGAGGGAUAUUAUAGAAGCGUUGCUCACACAGAGACGAUGA